AUGACAUUGGUGCCCCCUUCAGCGAUAUCGCUAGUACAGAGACUCAGUCUAGUGGUGUACCAAUAUAUAUUCCACUCGGAACCACGUAAGUAUUGGCUCGGUGGCAAGCAAGAUACGAAUAUAUCAGCGUGGUAUUGGCAAGAUAACUCACCGUUCAACUAUACUAAUUGGCAUCCGGGUCAACCAGACGACUACUUUCCACCCUAUCCGAUGUGUGUAGUGGGUAAUUAUUAUAAUAAUAGCCAAUGGGCUGAUAAUACUUGUAGUGUAGCGAUGUUUGGACCGUGCAAUUUCAUUUGCAAAAAAAAUGCAAAUUCAGUUGCACCCAACGAAUUCAAAACAGCUGAGAAGGCGCCAUAUCCCGUAACUCUUCCAAGUGCUCUUGAGGCCUAUCGAGCAGAUCUCUAG
Anisakis simplex (herring worm) is the source of this 408-nucleotide messenger RNA. Lineage: Eukaryota; Metazoa; Nematoda; Chromadorea; Rhabditida; Anisakidae. The record is from the annotation of a GenBank genome assembly.